AUGGAGUCAGAGGGAGCACUACUGAACAAUCAAAGGGAGCAGACAUCGAUCUGCUUCAAGGCCUUUAUGCUAAAAAAUAGCACAAAAAGUAACCUCAACCUCUAUGACCAUUUUGCACGGGUACUGACCAAGGUGAUGGAUGAGCGCCCAGAAAAUGUGGUUGACGUAAUUGAAGACAUGAGCCAUGAGGUGAAGCGGGGAUUGCUGCUGGACAAGCAGAGCACAUUGAGAGACAUACCUCUGUCGGCUGCUGCACAGCUCCUGGCUGAGCAGCAGAUGUUGCUGUUUUCACGGGGAGGGAGUGAUGAUGGUGACCAAGAGGUAGAAACACCGCUCCCCAAUGUGAGUGAAGUUGGCUUUUUACUGGAGCAGGCUGGAGUGGGACUGGGCAGAGAGGAGAUGCUGAAGGUUUUUCUGGCACUCAAGCAGUUGGUAAAUUCCCAACCACUAGCACGCUGCCGACUCUGGGGUAAGAUCCUGGGCACUGAGGGCAACUAUCUUGUUGCUGAGGGUGAGUACAGAGAUGAGGAGGAAGGGAUUCAUGAGGAAACAGCGGAAGAUGCAGAAGGAGAACCUCGGGAUGAUGAUGAGGAAGCUGAGAUGGUGGAAAUUGAUACACUCCCAAGAUCCACUUUCAAGCCGCCACCUGUGGUGCCAAAGGAGGACAACCGCACAGGUGUGAACAAAUUCACUUACUUUGUGUGCAGAGAGCCUGGCCUUCCCUGGAUGAGGCUGCCCACUGUCACUCCUACCCAGAUUACAGCUGCGCGCCACAUCCGCAAAUUCUUCACAGGGAGACUGGAAGCCCCCAUUGUUAGCUAUCCUCCUUUCCCUGGCAAUGAGGCUAACUAUUUGCGAGCCCAAAUUGCUCGCAUCUCUGCCAGCACACAGGUCAGUCCCCUUGGGUUCUACCAGUUUGGAGAGGAGGAAGGUGAGGAAGAAGAGGAGGGAGCCCGAGACAGCUUUGAAGAGAAUCCUGACUUUGAGGGUAUUCCUGUUCCUGAAAUGGCAGAAUCUCUAUCCACCUGGGUGCAUCAUGUCCAGCACAUUCUCCAACAGGGUCGCUGUGUGUGGGUGAACCUGGCUGAGAAGCCUGAGGAUGACUUUGAGGAGGAAGCAGAUGAAGAGGUGAAGGAGGAGGCUGAUGAGCCUGAGCCAGAGGUGGGCCCCCCCCUCCUCACACCACUCUCUGAGGAUGCAGAGAUUACCACCACCCCUCCCUGGAGCUCCAAGAUGUCCUCCACCCUCAUCUCUCAGUUUGCUGUUGCAGUGCUACACUCCAACCUCUGGCCAGGGGCUUAUGCUUAUGCCAGUGGAAAGAAGUUUGAGAACAUAUACUUUGGCUGGGGCCUGAAAUUUGCAGGGGAAGUCUACACUCCAACUUUUCCAACAAUGCCCCAGCGAGAAUACACCAGCGGGCCAGAGAUCACAGAGGCUCUGGACCCCAGUCUGGAGGAAGAGCAGGCCCUGAAAGCAGCCCUGGAGGAGCAGAAGGCUGCCCAAGAUGAGACAGGGGGCCUGGGUGGAGAUGAAGAGGAUGAUGAUUGA
This is a messenger RNA of Salvelinus namaycush (lake trout), 1548 nucleotides long. RefSeq names its product radial spoke head component 4A (gene rsph4a). The transcript is spliced from 7 exons. NCBI's taxonomy places the organism in Eukaryota, Metazoa, Chordata, Actinopteri, Salmoniformes, Salmonidae. Gene Ontology annotation, biological process: axoneme assembly; cilium assembly; cilium movement involved in cell motility. The coding region runs from base 1 to 1548 and encodes 515 amino acids. Gene Ontology annotation, cellular component: axoneme; radial spoke. The record is from RefSeq and is a predicted model, not a curated record.